AUGUACGGCGAAGACCCUGUAAAGAGUUGUCGGAAAAACCACGCAAAGAUGACGGAAAUCCUCAGCAACGAAUCCACCCUCUGGGACCGCUACAACACCCGCGGCCAAAACGUAAUGCUCCCCGAAGUCCAAUUCGACGAAUUCCGUGUCGGCUCCCAGUUCUGCGUGCUCAAUCGAAAGCACGCGUUGAUGGUGAUCAAGGACCGGAAGCUGUGGCGCAAGUUCAAGCUGCCGUGUCUGAACAUCCAAUCGUGCUACCCCGAAGAGCACUACUUCCCGACAAUGCUGUCGAUGCAGGAUCCGAACGGAUGCACCCGUUACACGUUGACGAGGGUGAAUUGGACCGACAGCGUGAACGGGCACCCGCACACGUACCACCCGCCCGAAGUGUCGCCCGAGCUUAUUUACAGGCUUAGGGAAUCGAAUUCGAGCUAUUCGCAUAUGUUUGCGAGGAAAUUCUCGCCCGAUUGCUUGACCCCUUUAAUGGAGAUUGCAGAUUCGGUCAUUUUCAAGGACUGAUCUUUGUUUGCAUCUGAAGAGGGGAAAAAGCAAAAGGCAAAGUUUUUGAGGCUUAUGAAUGGUGAUGAAGUUGGAGUUGUACCCCAUAUGGGAUUAGGGUUUUUUUGAGUGGCUAUCAAGAAUAAUAAAAAGCCCUCAACCUAAGUAACCCAAAAAGAGUACAACUCAAUCAAGCAAAGGGGAAACAAAGAAUUGGGGGUUUUUAACAUGCAAUGUAAGAAUUAAGGCAUACAUCUAUUUGUAUGUAUGUUGUUGUAGUGGCACAAGAUUUAGGAGAUUGGUUUUGAAUGGUGAUUUUGAGGGCUUUUUGGUUGUUUAUAAUUUUGUAAAUAUAAAUAUUUGUAUGAGUGGAUGGAAAUGUUGAUGUUUGAGGAGAGAAUGAACAAAUCUUGGCUUAA
This is a messenger RNA of Erythranthe guttata (spotted monkey flower), 917 nucleotides long. NCBI's taxonomy places the organism in Eukaryota, Viridiplantae, Streptophyta, Magnoliopsida, Lamiales, Phrymaceae. The record is from RefSeq and is a predicted model, not a curated record.